This is a messenger RNA of Plasmodium cynomolgi strain B, 3201 nucleotides long. RefSeq lists its product as hypothetical. Gene Ontology annotation, cellular component: nucleolus; small-subunit processome. The transcript has 3 exons. Gene Ontology annotation, biological process: maturation of SSU-rRNA from tricistronic rRNA transcript (SSU-rRNA, 5.8S rRNA, LSU-rRNA). The record is from RefSeq and is a predicted model, not a curated record. NCBI's taxonomy places the organism in Eukaryota, Apicomplexa, Aconoidasida, Haemosporida, Plasmodiidae. Gene Ontology annotation, molecular function: U3 snoRNA binding; rRNA binding. The coding region runs from base 1 to 3201 and encodes 1066 amino acids.
AUGGGAAAACGAACACGGCGAGGGAAGAGGAAAAUCACCUCGCUGAACGAGCUGUACGAAUUGGAGUAUAGUGACGAACAGAGUGUAGAGGCAAAUAAAGAAAGAGACAAAAAUGGAAAACAAAUUAACUACUUGAUACUUGAGGAGUAUAAAAAACUGAAGGAACUCGAGGAGCCUACUCAAGAAAAGGGAAAAGAAAUAGAUGCAGAGGAAAGGAAAAAUAAAUCAGCCUAUUCAACCUUUUUGCAAAUCUUAAAAAAAAAGGAACAACAGGAAAGGGAAACCAAUGGAGACACCAGUGGUCACAUUAGGAAAAAGCAUUUAAAUGGGAGACUCGCUUUAGCACAUCCAUCCGAAGGGACCACCUCCGAUGAAGAAGAAGCAAACCGGGGAAACUCUCCUAAAAAGGAGGAAGCCAAAGAAGGCACUUCAAACCCUCAGAACAAAGAAUCCAAAAUAAAUGUGCCAAAAAAUGUAGACGACUUGUAUAUGUCCUUUCUAAUAAGAAGUGUAAAAAAUCAGAGGAGCCAACAGAUCGGAAGAAGGAUCUCCCCCAAAUGGGAGACUUCCCAAAGUAAGCAUAAAACAACUGAGGGGAAGAGCCCUGACCAAACGGAUGACCUCUCCAUUAACAGGAGUGAAGCAUAUAGCGAAGAAGCUCCGGAAGGAACCCAGCCGCACCCCAAUUACUGCCCUACCUAUAAAGCCAAAUGCAUUUUUAAAAAUUACAUGAACGAGUCAUACAAAUUGCAUGAAAACAAAAUGGAUUACUUCUUCACCUUUUGCCAAAACGUGGACGAGAAAUUUUUGCAGAAAUUUUGCGCAAAAAAAGGAUGCAAAGUGGGGAAAGGGGAUGGCGCCGAGCGAGGCAGGAAAAGCGAAACCAUCGAGGAGGCCUACGUGACGUCCAACUUGUUUUUGGAAACGAACAUUUUUAGUCGCUCCAGGGAUGAGCGGCAUGCCGGGGGGCGGACUGAGGAGCGCACUAACGACCGCACCGAUAGCCACGUAGAUAGCCGCACCGAUAACCACGUAGAUAAUCGCACCGAUAGCCGCACCGAUAGCCGCGCCGAUAGCCACGUCGACCCCGAGGGCGAACUCUUCUGCGACGUCCAAGUCAAACCGCAUUUUUUCUCCAGCUACCGGGAGAAAAACCACGUGCCCUAUUACCUGCUGAACGUCCUAGACACGACCCCAAAGUGCUUUCUGCACAAAGGGAACCCCUACAACGUGUACGAACCCAUAGUCCAGCGCGCGCAGAAUUACCUCUCCGCCUUUGAGCACCCCCUAGCGUACUUCAACAAGGCUGUUUACAAAUACCUGGAGGAGUACUACGGCGAUGGCCCCGAUCGAGUGGGCGCUCAGCAAAAUGGUGAAAAUUACGAUAAUGAAGGAGACAAGCGUAUUAUCGAAGACUACCUCUAUGCCUCCCCUCUCCACGAUGCAAAGACGAGCGGUCGACCCCAUAAGGACAAAGAAAAAACGCUAAACAUGGUGAAUCUCAUGCAGCAUGACGAACUGAAGAGCUACUUCCACUACAUCAACUCGUACGUCGAUGUCCUGUACUCAAACCAACACGUCCUUAACAGCCAUUUUGUUAGACUCCUAAAUACAGUCCACAUCCUAACCCACUUAAAGAAAAGGAGGAAGAGAAAAAAGUACAUAAAAAAAAAAAUAGAAAAAUUGGAAAAGGAACAACAAGUAGAAAAAGACAACGUGCAAGUGAAGGAAGAACUCUGUGAUGAAAGUUUUGCAAGGCCAAAAAUUUUAAUCCUUUGUGGAUUCAGACAUAUUGCAAAGGAGUACACCGAUUUAAUCAUCCAUAUGUUAACACCCACAGAGGUGAAAAAUAAAAACAGAUUUAUUAACGAAUAUGAUGUAACUGCUGAAGAGAAAAAAUCCAUCAGAGAUAUAUUCCAAAAAAAGAGAAAACCGAUUGAUUAUAUAAAUUUGUACAGAGGAAAUAAUGAUGACUGUUUCAGGCUAGGAAUUAAGUUGCUGGAUGAUGAGAAGAAACUACACCUGUAUAGCCCAUUCUAUGACAGCGAUAUUUUAAUAUCUUCCCCACUUGGAUUGGAUGUCAUCAUUAAGGAGAGCCAUGGAGAGGGAGAGGAUAAUGUCGGGCUGGAAAGUGAGGACUCUUCCGAUCGAGACGAAUGGGGGUAUGAGGAAAAGGAUAUCAUUUUAAUGCAAAAUAUUUUGACGCUAAAAAAUGUGCUAAAUUUUGUGAACAAACCUUUGCUGAGAUGGGGAAGUGCCAACAUAAAUCGAAUCCCCAAGUAUGUGAUAAACGGGUACGUGAAGAACUACAGACAAACGAUAAUUACCGCCAGCAUUCUGGACACAACGUUCAUUUCGCUAAUUCAGGCGGCGACCAAUUACAGGGGCUUCGUGAAACUGUUCAUGAAGGGGGGAGACGUGGAGGGGGAUAGGGAAAAUGGGCAGAUGGGCGAUGAGAAAGAUGGGCAGAUGGGCGAUGAGAAAGAUGGGCAGCUGGGCGAUGAGAAAGAUGGGCAGCUGGGCGAUGAGAAAGGUGGGCAGCUGGGCGAUGAGAAAGGUGGGCAGCUGGGCGAUGAGAAAAAUGGGCAACGGACUGACGGGGGCAGUGGACAGCUCCUCAACGUGGAUGACCCAAGUCUCCCCUGCAAAACGAUCUUGCUAAGCGUAAGAAACCACUUCCACACAAAUCAGUAUUUCAGAAAAAUUGAGUGCUCGCACAUUCUCCAAAUAGAGGAGAGCAUCAUACAGUUUUUCUCCACAAACGUAAUUGACAUCCUCACAAAUAUUAAGCAGCUCCUCAUUUUUUUACCCACCUACAUUGAAUACCUUCGCAUAUACGAAAUUUUAAAAAAAAAUGACAUUUCUUUUAAAGGAGUGAACGAAUAUACAAAUGAAAAAAAAAUUGGAAAAAUUCAAAAGCUGUUUAAAUUUGGAAGAAUAAACAUCUUACUGGUUACUGGUCGUUUGGUAUUUUACGAGAGAUGUACCUUCAGGGGGGCCAACCACGUCAUUUUUUUUUCCCCUCCCAAAUUUCCAUUUAUGUACUAUGAAAUGAUUAAAAAUUUAGUCCCAUCCUCAAAUUCGUCCUCCAUUUGUUAUUAUACAAAAUAUCAUACUUACGAGUUGGAACGUAUCGUGGGGCAAAAACUGGCCAUGCAGUUGAUGCGGGAGAAGCCCGGCAAAAUUACUCUCUUUAAGUGA